UGUUCCAUUUGCUUUCGUAUUUAUAGCGAUUGUCCUGGUUUUUGCAUUGCUUUCUCCUCUUCCCUCCGGAUUUCUUGAAUUGCGCCUCCCUGCCAGUUAGCGAUGUCGAGUUUCCAGGACCCUGCCUCCAACACUAUACGGUCUUUUCCACCGGAGUUGCCUCAGUCACCACGAUCUUCUUCAGCUUCUCGUCAGCCCUCUCCUCGCCUGCCACCGUCCCCUCGUUGCCUCGAUGGACGAACAGGUAUUCAACUUUGCGAGUAUCUACUUAACCUCUCAUUUAUACCUGGUAGGUGAAGACUUGGACAAGUGGUUCACGAAGUUCGAAACAACACUGGAGAACAUGGCUGUGGCCUCUGAAGAACCAAAAUUCAAGGAAGAGUUGGGCACUAUUGAGCAGUGGUUCAAGCUAUUGUCAGAGAGCGAGCAGACCGCCACUAUGUAUACACUGCUUCAGAACGCCAACCCUGGCCAAUUGCGUUUCUUAGUGGCUGUCCUUCAACAGAUGUUUGAAGCCAGUAACCCUUCACUCCCUGAAACCCCUGCGCAUCCAGGUUGGCAGCAACCGUCCCGAAAUAUGCGCCCCCCGAGUUUGAACUUACCCACUCCUGCCACAUCUGGCGCCACUACAUUUAACACUCCGGCGACGAGCCGGGAUCCAAUCAAUGGGAGCGUACAGACGUCUACGGCCGAGCAAGGCGCUCAGGAAAUCAUCGUCAAACCGACUGAUGAGAACAGCUGGGCAAGCAUGGUUAGCACUCCGAAUGAUAUCAUGUUCAAGAAGAGAUCGGAUGUUUCCCCCAAUCCUGGCACGCCAAACUUGUUGAACGGCGGCACUUUCCCGGGUCAACCUGCUGGUUUUAACAUGUCCAUACUCAGUAGUAUGGGAUUCUCAAGUGAAGCACAGAUGCUUGCUAUUCAGUUGAUGAUGAGCGGUCUGAUGCAACCGCAACCAGCUGGAGCAGCGAAAGAGAAUACCCCACCACCGUCCCAGCAGCAGCGACAGCAACCUCGAUCGCAGUCACCUGCAGGUGCAUCGUCAAACUGGAGGGCCUCGAGCACUUCGCGGCUCCCUGGGAGCGCGUUGAGAAGCGCUAAGACCGUGCCGAAGAGUGCUGGCUUGAAGAGCGGUGGUUUAAAAAGUGCCGUAUCAGUCAGCAGUGGAAGUGGCGUCACACCGAAGGAGGACGACAUCAACCCGCAGCUCUUAGAAGACGUACCCGCGUGGUUGAAGAGCCUGCGCCUGCACAAGUAUACGUCCUGUUUCGAGGGCAUGAAUUGGAGGGAUAUGGUCGAGUUGAACGAGGCUACCCUUGAAAAGAAGGGUGUGACUGCUUUGGGAGCACGGAGACGGUUGGUAAAGACUUUCGAUGCGGUGAAGAAGAAGAUGGGCAUGGCAAGUCCGACUAGUCUCGGUCCGGCAAGUGCCAGUGCAACCAUUGCAACGUCUUCAGCGUCUUUGCCGAGUGCGACUUUACCUGUUGUUCCACACAGUGCCGCCCCAUGAGAUGUACUGGUUGCAUCCUAGUCAUUUAAAUAAUUAUUCUCAAGCAUCGUGUAUUCAUACCACUUUUCGUCGUUUCUUUAAAUAGCUUUACGUUUACCAUGCAUCUCAAAUGCUGCGAUGAAC
Messenger RNA from Desarmillaria tabescens, 1630 nucleotides. RefSeq lists its product as uncharacterized. Gene Ontology annotation, cellular component: P-body. NCBI's taxonomy places the organism in Eukaryota, Fungi, Basidiomycota, Agaricomycetes, Agaricales, Physalacriaceae. The record is from RefSeq and is a predicted model, not a curated record. The transcript is spliced from 4 exons. Gene Ontology annotation, molecular function: mRNA binding; protein binding. Gene Ontology annotation, biological process: nuclear-transcribed mRNA poly(A) tail shortening. Bases 233 to 1507 code for a protein of 424 amino acids.